AUAUUUUCAGUCUCUCCUCUCCUACCCUGCGAAAUCAGCUUGGGGAUAUUUCAAUUGAUUUUAGAAUCUUCGAGUUCAACUUCGAAUUGAUCAUCCAAAAAACGUUUUUCUUUUCAAAUCAGUACCCGUAACCCUCAAAGGGGGAACGGAAAAUGUCAUCAUACGAGAAUGUAGUAGGUGGGAAGCUGAAGCUGAAGGGAAAAGCCUUAGAUGUUAAAACUGGUGGGAUCAAGAAGAAAAUGAAACAUAAGAAGCAGAUUCAACAUCAUGACCAAACUACCCAAAACGAUCUCUCUGAUGCUGCUUGUGGUGGAACCACAGAAGUUUCUGUUGAUCCAAAUGAAGAAGAUGUCAAUGAUGCUGAGAAAUCAAGUGGGGAGAGGAAGGUUCCUCAUUAUGAUGAUUAUCUUACCCCAGCAGAGAGGCGGUACAUUGAACAGAGAGAGCAACUUGACAUUAAUAGGUUGGCUAAGCAAGCUAAUAAAUCUCACCGUGAUAGAAUCCAGGAUUUCAACCAGUAUCUGGCAAACAUGAGUGAGCAUUAUGACAUUCCAAAAGUUGGACCUGGUUAAUUCGUGCGACACGGUAUCUCAGUGUUUUUAGAUGGAACUUAUGUUGUAAUGUACCAAAGGUCAAGAACCAAUAACUGCUUUGUUUUGUGGAGUUUGUUAAUUGAUACGUCACACGUUAUGCUGUCUAA
Messenger RNA from Hibiscus syriacus, 700 nucleotides. RefSeq names its product protein FAM32A-like. Bases 153 to 572 code for a protein of 139 amino acids. NCBI's taxonomy places the organism in Eukaryota, Viridiplantae, Streptophyta, Magnoliopsida, Malvales, Malvaceae. The transcript is spliced from 3 exons. Gene Ontology annotation, cellular component: nucleolus. The record is from RefSeq and is a predicted model, not a curated record.